Cajanus cajan (pigeon pea) is the source of this 879-nucleotide messenger RNA. The record is from RefSeq and is a predicted model, not a curated record. Lineage: Eukaryota; Viridiplantae; Streptophyta; Magnoliopsida; Fabales; Fabaceae.
AUGGAGGAACUUGUGGAAUUCUGCAAUCAGGCCAGGGCGGAGGUAGCGGCCAAGGUCGAGAAGCCGGCCGAAAUCUCUUACCGAAGCCACCCCAAGGACCUCGUUCCAAGAGACAAACCCAUUCGCGAACCGAGGUACUCCCAUUACACUCCAUUAAACACUAGCCGAUCGGCUGGCUUAGACCAAGGACUUGCUUCAGAGGUCCUGGCAGUGCCGAAGCGAGUCGCGACCCCUCCUCGUGCUGACACUAGCAAGUCCUGCAAAUAUCAUCGCAACCGGGGUCACUCGACCGAACAAUGUGCAGCUCUCAAAGACAAGAUUGAGGACUUAAUCAAAUCCGACAAGCGUCCCCACAGGGAAAGAAGCCGGUCGAGGGGCCGAAAGGAAGACGAUCCGACAACCCAACCCCGAAGGGUCAUUAAUACUUUCGCCGGCGAAUUCGUAGGCGGCAGCUCUACCUCCUCAGCACAGAAGAGACACCUGCGGGCUGUCCUAACUGUCCACGCGGUCGAACGCACCCGACAGAGAUUACCGGCCAUCACUUUCACCGAGGCCAACUUCAAGGGCAUUGAUCCUGACCAGGACGACCCCAUGGUCAUCAGCGUCGAGAUCCACAACUGCAUUGUUCGGAAGACGCUGGUCGAUCAGGGAAGCUCGGCCGAUAUCUUCUAUUGGAAUACCUUCAAACAACUCGGCAUCCCGGAGGCCAAGCUGAUCCCCUACAGCGAGCCUUUGGUUGGAUUCUCUGGUGAACUUGUCCAAACCAAAGGGUACAUCAAGUUAUCCACUCGCUUCUGCUUCGAUGGAGCCGAAGCCCGAGACAUCCCGGUCAAGUACGUGGUUGUGCACGCCAACACAUCAUAUAACAUCCUUCUUUGA